Cordyceps militaris CM01 is the source of this 1425-nucleotide messenger RNA. Its product is annotated as glutamyl-tRNA amidotransferase, A subunit. The coding region runs from base 1 to 1425 and encodes 474 amino acids. Gene Ontology annotation, cellular component: glutamyl-tRNA(Gln) amidotransferase complex; mitochondrion. The transcript has 3 exons. Gene Ontology annotation, biological process: glutaminyl-tRNAGln biosynthesis via transamidation; mitochondrial translation. The record is from RefSeq and is a predicted model, not a curated record. Gene Ontology annotation, molecular function: glutaminyl-tRNA synthase (glutamine-hydrolyzing) activity. Lineage: Eukaryota; Fungi; Ascomycota; Sordariomycetes; Hypocreales; Cordycipitaceae.
AUGCUCCGUCCGGGCAAGGCAAAGAUUAUUUGCGAACCGAGACAGUCUGCGGCGCCCGUUUGCGACAUCCCGAGAUGUGCAGCUGAACGCCUGCAACCACUUCGUUUCUCAAGGACAGUUUUUACUGACGAGGAUGCCAUAGACGCCGCGACGGCUGACCAGACCGAUACGAAUACAAAAUUUCGAUUGGCUGUGAAGGACAACAUCUCCACCACAGGUCUCCCGACACAAUGCGCCUCUGGCAUACUCGCCUCGCACGCUUCACCCUUCGAGGCGACCAUUGUGAGGCAGCUCCGCGCCCGAGGCGCCCGUGUUGUUGGCAAGACGAACAUGGAUGAGUUUGGCAUGGGGUCGCACUCGAUGAACUCUGUGCACGGCGCCGUCUCUAACCCGCUCUCGGGAGACGAGCAGCUAUCCGCGGGCGGCAGCUCUGGUGGCAGCGCUGUCGCAGUGCACCUCGGCGAUGCAGACAUUGCGUUGGGCACGGAUACCGGCGGCUCCGUCAGAUUACCAGCCGCCUAUACAGGAGUGGUCGGAUACAAGCCCAGCUAUGGCCUGCUAUCGAGGUUUGGGGUGGUGCCAUAUGCCAAUUCGCUCGACACCGUUGGUGUGCUGGCCAAGGAUGCCACUGCGAUCCACGAUGUUGUCUUUAACACCGGCCUUUAUAUGGAGAAUGAUCCGAACGACCCUACAUCACUAUCUCUAAUGACAAGGCAACGAUGCGCCAAGUCAUUGCCCUCUCAGCUACCUCCGCUGUGCGAUGUUACAAUUGGGAUCCCAUCCGAAUACAACAUAGAAGAGCUCGAUCCGGCGGUUCGCGAGGCUUGGGCAUCGACUGCUUCGAGAUUGGAAGAGCAAGGUGCACGUAUAGUCUCCGUAUCGCUGCCUUCCACAAAGGAGGCGUUAUGCGCUUACUACGUCCUCGCCCCGGCCGAAGCGUCAUCGAAUUUGGCCAAGUACGACGGCGUGCGGUACGGAACGCGGGGUGAGAAUGGAGAUGCCGCCGGCGACACGCUCUAUUCCGAAGCCCGGGGACUUGGAUUCGGAGAGGAAGUGAAGCGCCGCAUCCUGCUUGGCACCUACAGUCUGAGCUCGGAAGCGAUUGACAACUACUUCAUCCAAGCGCAAAAGGUCCGUCGGCGCGUGCAGCAGGAUUUCGACAAGGUCUUUGGCCUCGAAAACCCUCUGUAUGAGCCACAGCAGUUUGAUCUCAGUGAGAUGUCGGCCAACCUGGAGCUCGCGGACAAACGAGGACCUGUGCAAGUCGACUUCCUCCUCUGUCCUACGGCGCCAUCGUUCCCGCCCAAAUUGAAGGAGCUGGAGACAAAAAGCAGCGUUGACGCUUAUACGAAUGAUGUGUUUACUGUGCCAGCCAGCUUGGCCGGCCUCCCUGCUCCCAGUACUGGGAUGAUCAACGGCUAUUAG